This is a messenger RNA of Cryptococcus deneoformans JEC21, 2534 nucleotides long. RefSeq lists its product as hypothetical. NCBI's taxonomy places the organism in Eukaryota, Fungi, Basidiomycota, Tremellomycetes, Tremellales, Cryptococcaceae. Gene Ontology annotation, cellular component: membrane. Bases 61 to 1953 code for a protein of 630 amino acids. The record is from RefSeq and is a predicted model, not a curated record. Gene Ontology annotation, biological process: transmembrane transport. Gene Ontology annotation, molecular function: transmembrane transporter activity. The transcript is spliced from 7 exons.
AUCGUUCAAUUCUUUUUGUCAUCUCUGUUUUCUGUCUCAUAUUCCAUAUCUAUAUUAUUCAUGGAAAUCCCAUCAACGGUCGCCCGUCAGUCAUCGCGCACUCGCCUCAUCCCAGAAAACCAGCACGGCCCACAUCUCUCCAAGGAGAUCACUCCCGGUGCUCGCGCAAUGAGCCUCGAGCGGUUAAUCCCCUUCCGAAAUGGGUGGUCAGCGGUCGAGAGGAGAAGAGCAGGUGUGUUUGCCACAUCUGUUGUUGUUGGAUUGGCAAGUGGAAGUAACUAUGGUUACUCGGCAUAUGCUCCUCAGCUGGCCAGUCAGUUGGUAAUUAGCGCAACCUUGGUCAACUUGAUCGGCCUCGCUGGGAACUUUGGCAUGUACACAUCUGGACCUGUAUGGGGUAAGAUUGUCGACUCCAAGGGGCAGAAGAUUCCGCUGCUGGCCGGGGGUCUUUGUUGUCUUUUAGGUUACGGUAUUACGCAUGCUUUUUAUACCCAUAUCAUUCCUCUUCGCUCUCCGUCAUCUGAUGACCCUUCUUACCUUCGCUUAUCUCUUCUUCUUUUUGCAAUGUUCCUUACGGGCUGCGGCGGUUCAGCAGGUCUGACGUCUGGUGUGAACGCAGUUGCCAAAUCAUUCCCGGACUCGACACGGGCUUCCGCAACGGGUGCCGUCCUUGCCGGUUUUGGUCUCAGCGCAUUUCUGUUUUCAGCUCUCGGUCAUUUGUUUUGGCCAGGCGACUCGGGAGGUUUGCUUGCUCUGUUGACAGUCGGUACUGGUGGGCCCAUGUUGUUCGCGGCGUUUAUUGUCAGAGCAAUGCCUCCCGAAGGUGAACAAAGCCUCGGCCCACCUCUGUAUGAACAAGUCGAGCAAGACGAGGACGGAGAUGGGAUGGGUGUAGAAGUCGCCGUCGGUGAUUACGGCUCCCCUACAUUUUCUCGCUCAAGCUCCUUUGAGCUCAGUCGAUCGAUGGAAUUUUCUCGCUCCCGUUCACCAGCUGCCCGAGGACGUCAUAUUCAUCCUGACCCCGACCAUCCUCAACCCCACGCUCACUUUGGCGCCCUUCCUCCGUCUCAUAAUGCUACCCAUAAACCACCUCGUUCCCGCUCAUCCUCUCUCUCGUCUUUGCCCCCGACUCUACUCACUCACUCCCCUGUUGACUUGAUCAAGACGGUCGACUUUUGGUUACUCUUCAUCAUCCUCGCUGUUCUUUCUGGGACUGGAUUGAUGUAUAUCAAUAAUGCUGGAACAGUAGUGCUCGCCUUGGCGAGAGAAGGGAAGAGGGUGUAUAAUAAGGAAAAGAUUGGCGGGUGGCAGGCAAAGCAGGUAGGGUUGGUCAGCAUUUGGAACUGUGCUGGUCGAAUACUGGGCGGCGUGUACUCUGACUUUUGCAAAACCCAUUUCCAAAUCCGACGCAUUUGGGCCCUCCCACUCGUGGCAUGUUUGUUCAUCGUCUCCCAACUCUCUGCCUUAUCUACCACACAUGCGCAAUCGCUAUGGAUCGUGUCCAGCCUUCUCGGUCUCGCGUACGGGGCAUUGUUCAACGUGAUGCCCAUGUUAAUUUUGGAAUGGUUUGGAAUGAGACACUUUUCUCAAAACUGGGGCUGGACGGCGGUAGCACCUAUCAUUGGAAGCAAUACGUUCAAUGUGUUGUUUGGGAGCGUUUAUGAUGCUAAUUCUGUUGGACGGAUAGGAUCGUUUGAUCCCGAGGGAACGGACGUUAGCGGGGUGAUGGGGAUGAUGGAUUUCAUCAAACGUGGGGGCGUUGCUCUACCUGAUGAUGGAUCACACGAUUGUCUAAUGGGCGAAGAAUGCUAUGGCUUAGCAUUCAAGUUAUCCUUUUUGGGAUGCAUUCUGGCCCUCGUACUGAGUGUUUUGGCCGGUGUGAGAAGGGAAAAGAUGAGUAAAGAGCGGAGAGGUGCCAUUUUGGCCAGGAGAACAAGUUCAGAUGAAGUUUAAUGAGUCUUCGUUAUUUGGGUUAACCUGGCCACGGAAGCUCAAUGAACGUUGUAGCUGUUAUUUCACAUCUCUUAUUAUGUCGGCAACAAAGGAGAUUUUUUUGGUAAGCUAAAAGUUAGAUAUUAGAGGGGGCUGUAACAGUACAACGGUAGUUGGCUUGUAGAUAAGGUUAUUAGGUUUGGAGAUCUAGCGCCAUUGCCCCAUAUAUAUAACGAUUUCGUGCAACGAUGCACCAGCUUAUGACGGAAACUGGAAGUUAGGUAUAUACAGUGCAGAGCAAGCAUAUUAAGCAUCAAGCAAGCAGAAAUCAUAUCACGUGAGUUAAAAACAACGAUUGAAUGGUAAGAACAAAAGGGGUGGUUAAGAAUACACGUUAUUACAAACAUUGUGCAGGUUUCCUUUGACUUUUCAUGGACAAGGUUAAGGAAAGUAGGAUGAAAUAAGAUAGACGGGACAAAUAAGUGGAGGACUUUAAUGCUAGAAGGAGAUGGUGUUGAGUCAAGGACAGGAGGACCACCAGGGGACUGGGGACUUACGAGGACAGAGAAAAGUGUGAGAAAUGAACUUUGCACAGAAAUAAU